CCCUACAAAUGCCUGGAGUGCGGCAAGAGCUUCAGCCGCAGCUCCCACCUCAUCACCCACCAGCGCCUGCACACCGGCGAGAAGCCCUACAAGUGCGCCGAGUGCGGCAAGAGCUUCAGCGACAGCUCCACCCUCAUCACCCACCAGCGCCUGCACACCGGCGAGAAGCCCUACAAGUGCCCCGACUGCGGCAAGGGCUUCAACCAGAGCUCCAACCUCACCUCCCACCAGCGCACCCACACCGGCGAGCGGCCCUACAAGUGCCCCGAGUGCGGCAAGAGCUUCAGCGUCAGCUCCUACCUGAUCCGCCACCAGAAGAUCCACACUGGCGAGAGGCCCUACAAGUGCGAGGAGUGCGAGAAGACCUUCAGCCAGAGCUCGAGCCUCAUCAUCCACCAGCGGGUGCACACCGGCGAGAAGCCCUACAGGUGCAUCGACUGCAACAAGUGGUUCAGGAACAGCUCGGACCUCAUCAGGCACCAGAGGACGCACACGGGCGAGAGACCCUACCGGUGUCCUGACUGCGGGAAAAGCUUCAACCGGAGCUCCAACCUCAUGACCCACCAGCGGAUCCACACGGGAGAGAAGCCUUACGAGUGUCCCGAGUGCGGCCGGAGCUUCACCGUCAGCUCUGCCUUGAUCAAGCACCAAAGGACCCACCGGGAGGGGAAGCCCUACGAGUGCCCCGACUGCGGGAAGAGCUUUAUCCGCUGCUCCAACUUCAUCACGCAUCGGAGAAUGCACGUGGGGUAGAGACUGGUGCUUCCCCGGCUGCCUCGCGGGGACCCGGACGGGACGUGCACGCGCGCGGGAACAUGCGUGCGGCCGAGACUGGGUUGUCCGUAGGCCGGGCUUUGGCGCGCAGAGGAGCGGUGGACCUUCCUCUGGAAGGGCAGAAGGUGGAGAGCAGACUCUUUAGCUUGAGACUGCAAAAACUUGCAUCCUCUUUGCCCGACGGUUUCCUCUUGCGGCGUCGAGGGCCGGGCGCUCUCCACGGCGCCUGGGGGAAUCGCGCACGAAACUUCGCUUUGGUGGCCAAGCCCCCUCGAAGCUGCUUUCACCGGGACUCGGAUGGCGCCGCGGCGCUGGAAACGUCCCUUUCCGCCGU
This is a messenger RNA of Struthio camelus australis, 1108 nucleotides long. The record is from RefSeq and is a predicted model, not a curated record. Lineage: Eukaryota; Metazoa; Chordata; Aves; Struthioniformes; Struthionidae.